UCGAGGUUCGACCUGACCCGACACCCAACGACGACAACAUCCGUCUUCCUCGACUUCCUCUCCAAGCCCGUAUACCUUCGAUUCCCGUUUCGAGGUCACAAGUCGCAAUCAUGGGUGGUGUCACCGUUCGCGAUGUGGACGCGCAGAAGUUCAUUGCGGCCUACUCCGCUUUCUUGAAGCGUCAGGGAAAGCUUCCCAUUCCUGGAUGGGUUGACACUGUCAAGACCUCCGCUUCCAACGAGCUCCCUCCCCAGAACGCUGACUGGUUCUACGUCCGCGCCGCCGCUGUCGCCCGUCACAUCUACCUCCGCAAGACCGUCGGUGUCGGUCGUCUCCGAAAGGUCCACGGCUCCACGAAAAACCGUGGCUCUCGUCCCGCCCACCACGUUGACGCCUCCGGUGGUGUCGACCGCAAGGUCCUCCAGGCUCUCGAGAAGAUUGGUGUCCUCGAGCAGGACGAGGAGAAGGGUGGCCGUCGCAUCUCCCAGGCCGGUCAGCGGGAUCUGGACCGCAUUGCCAAGACCACCGUUGACGAGGAGGAGGAGGACGAGGAGUAAAUUAGUUUUUAAUCUGAACUCCAAAGUCCUUUGAAAUGUUGUUUUCUCUUUUCCUUUUUCCUGCAAAAAUGAGACCAG
This is a messenger RNA of Paecilomyces variotii, 635 nucleotides long. RefSeq names its product 40S ribosomal protein S19. Gene Ontology annotation, cellular component: cytosolic small ribosomal subunit; ribosome. The record is from RefSeq and is a predicted model, not a curated record. NCBI's taxonomy places the organism in Eukaryota, Fungi, Ascomycota, Eurotiomycetes, Eurotiales, Thermoascaceae. The coding region runs from base 111 to 557 and encodes 148 amino acids. Gene Ontology annotation, molecular function: RNA binding; structural constituent of ribosome. The transcript has 4 exons. Gene Ontology annotation, biological process: ribosomal small subunit assembly; translation.